Molecule: messenger RNA, 810 nt
Organism: Thlaspi arvense
Lineage: Eukaryota; Viridiplantae; Streptophyta; Magnoliopsida; Brassicales; Brassicaceae
Source: the annotation of a GenBank genome assembly
AUGUCGACCGGAAAAGCGCCGGAGAAGUCCAAUUUUUCCCGGAGAUGUAGUUUGCUCAGCCGGUACUUGAAGGAGAAGGGGAGUUUCGGGAAUAUAGAUAUUGGCUUGGUUCGUAAAUCCGAUCUUGAACUCGCCGCGAAAACCGAUCUCAGAGGUCAACAAAAUGUGAUAAAGAUGGCAGAAACCUCGAAAACCAGACCCAUGGAGUAUUUUCAGAAGCUUUCCGUUGGUGAAGCCUCUACUUCUUCCGGAGGCAAAGCCAGAGAUGCCAAUCUUAGUGAAUCGGCAAGCGUGGUACCGGAGCCUGGAAACUCUCAGUUGACCAUAUUCUUCGGCGGAAAAGUUGUAGUUUACAACGAGUUUCCUGAAGACAAAGCCAAGGAGAUAAUGGAAGCAGCCAAAGAAGCGAAUCCAGUUGCUGUUGAUCCGAAGAACAUGAACAACAGCAACAAAAGCAGCGUGGAGAUUCCUGAUCUGAACGAGCCAACGAGUUCUGGGAACAACGAUGAUCAUCACGAAACGAAACAGCAACAUCAAGUCGUGGAACGCAUUGCAAGAAGAGCCUCUCUUCAUCGGUUCUUUGCUAAACGAAAAGACAGGGCUGUGGCUAGAGCUCCAUAUCAAGUGAACCAAACCGGUAGCCAUCUUCCUCCCAAGCCACAGAUGGUCGGUCCAUCGGUAGAACCAGGACAAUCCUCGCGACAGCCUGCGUCUCCUCCUCCAAAAUCAAAGACACAUAACGACGAUAUGUCGAUGGAAGUUGACGAAGAACAAGGACAACGUUCAAAAGAUCUCGAACUCAAGCUUUAG